AUGGCGGCCACAGAGGGCAGCAGCAAGGAGAGCAUCGUCGCCGCAGCAGCUCGCCAUGACCAAGAUGCAAUCUGCCCAAUACAGCCUCCCACCUACUACGACGCUGCAGCAUCAUCCAGCUGCCAUACCAAACAUUUCCAGCCAAAUUGUCUCGCCAUAGACUCGGCGCCUUCCGUUUGCCGUGUUUCAUGCUCGCCGCCCAACGAUGCGAGUCGAGCAACAAGAUGCACGCAUCGGCUCGCCCAAUUCUUUACCAUUCCCCUCCCGCUCGCACUCGUCGUCGGCGUCGUCACCGCCGACAUGUCGAACCUCGAGUUCGUCCAUCUGGUGCACAGCAAAGUGGACGUACCUAUGGACCAGUGGACGCAGCCGUCCGACGACGUGCUCAACGCCAACAAGCUGCAAUGGACGUUUCUCCAGUCCGCUUACCUCCUGCCGCUCAUGCUCUUCGCCGGACCCCUGCUCAUUCUCCAGUUCGUCUUGCUCGUCGGCAGACUUCGAGCCGCCCGCGUCGUCGAUGGUCUCAACGUCUUGCUCGGAUUGACCGUGCUCGUGGUCGGCACAAUGACUCUGCUCACGGCCUUUGUCGGCACUUCUGUCGUAGGCGUCAUCUUUACCCGCAUGGCAGCGGGCAGCGUCGUCUGCAGCGCGCUCGGUCUCGUCACUCAGGCCGUCGAGCUGUUCCCAGCUUCCGAUGACCAAAGACAUAAUGGACAUGGCUGCAGUUCUUGCCGUCCUCGCCCUCCCGCUGCGGGCUUCUCGAUCGUGCUCUUCGGCAGUAUCUAUGGCCUCGGCAGCUCCUUUGCUUCCUGCUCGGUGUUUGCCGGCUACCAGCUGGCCACGCUGCUUCAGCGCAGCGGCGUGUCUUUUGACGGCACCGGCACAGGUCCCUCUCAAGGCUUCCGCACCCUCUUCAUGCUCGAGGGUCUCUUCAUUGUGGCGCUGGCGCCGCUCAUCGUCCUGCUUCUUCAUCUCUCGCGUCGCUGGCGACCACAACAACGCGCCUACAACUCGGUUGAGCUCACAUGGUCGAAACAAGAUGCCGCAGCACCAGGGUCGCAAUCCAACCAGCAAGGCUACGAACUAGCCGACGUCUCGCUCGCUCUCACCGUCGAGUCCAAACACGCGAGCGGGCACACAGAUGUUCCGAAUGUCUCGGCCAAAAUACAGGACCACGCUCCCGACAUCGAGGUCGCCAGUGAGGAUCGCGCCCAAGACCCUCACCGGGACAUGGCAUCGGAAGAAACGGACGACAAGAAAGAGAGCACGUGGCUGGCGGGUCUACGUCGCUUUUCCACGCCGCUAGCAGGCGUCUCGAUCCUCACGCGCGGUUCGGGUGGGGGCUCGACUACGGGCUUCAACAUGCAGUCGCUCACCAAAGCACACACGGGCUUCGGCUUGUGGGUGUCGGCGGUGCUGCGGCGCAUCAUGGUGUUAGUGUACGGCAGCAUGGGCGUGCACGAGGCGGCGUUCGAUCUCAUCAGUGCCGGCACCUCGUCGCGCGAGACGUUCAUCUGCGGCGUGCUCAUCGUGUCCAACACGGUCAUCAUCCAGCUCGCCGUGGUUUCGCUCAUCGAGCCGCUCAAGGCGCCGCGGCUGCUGCAGGGCACCGAGGUGGCGGACGACUACCUCGACCCGGCGCUCAAGCGCGUGCCUGCGCUGCCUGGCUUGCCCGCGCUCGUCGGCGGCGUCAGCGGCGGCAUCUCGGCAGUGGUGUGCAGCAUGCUGGCGGCCCAACCGGCGGCAGAGUGUGCACGAGGGGGCAGGCGUGGGAUGUUGCAGAGAUGGAGGCGGAGGGUGUGGUGGGUGCCUGCGCUGCUGACGGCGUGUCUGGCCAUCACGAUUGUCGGCCUCGCGCUCGCUGUGGUGGCGAGCAUCCUCGUGCCCACAGGCGACGGCGGGGUGUGGAUGGUCUAUGCGGCGACGGUGGUGUCGAGCGUAGGCAGCACGCCGCAGCUGCCGCUCGCGCUGCUGCAGAUCUACACGGUCAUGGACGCCGAGCGACCAGCUAGGCGUGCGACGAGCCCGACGGUGCGCAGGAUUCGGUGGGAGCGGCUGGGCGCGAUGAUCUCGACGCUCACCACCAUCGGCGCCUCCGAGCUGCUGACGGCGUGGGUGUUUCUCAUGCCCGACGCCGCGCAAAAGGCGUUCCUAUUCACCAGCGUGGCGCUCGCCGUGGGCGGAAGUGUAUGGCUGAUGCUCAGGCAUACUCGAGCGUCGCGGGGAAAUCGAUCCAGAGCGCUGGGCGCCUGA
Molecule: messenger RNA, 2253 nt
Organism: Moesziomyces aphidis
Lineage: Eukaryota; Fungi; Basidiomycota; Ustilaginomycetes; Ustilaginales; Ustilaginaceae
Source: the annotation of a GenBank genome assembly